UCCCAGCAUCCCUCAAUAUGAACCUCUCGAAGCUCUGAACCAUCCCUCGAAAUAGGGGAGGUCAUCACCAGAGAUUCUCUGACAAUGCCUCGAGACGGGGGAUCAUCCGCGGCCCCGCAAUUCCCAAAUCUCAACCAAAGUACCCCACCAACGAGGGGAUGGAAACUUUUUGCCUUUGAAACGAGUCCAAAACACCAGAAAGCAACUUGAUACAGCAGAUAUGUGGCGCCCUCAAAUCGCAAGGACACCGUCCACCAACGUAGGCGCGGGAAGCGCAGAGAGGAUGCUGGAGGGCAAGGUUGGAAUUGUGACUGGUGCUCCAAGAGGUAUCGGCAUUGCAAUCUGUCACAACCUCGCCAGCAAAGGCUGCUCCCUCGUCCUGAACUACAUAUCCGACUCAUCCGCCGCGCCAGCUGAUGAACUUGCUUCACAACUCCAGAGGGAAUACGGUGUCAAGGCCGUACCAGUACAAGCAGAUCUGGGAUCGGAGAAAGGCCCGGAGUACCUGAUCUCAAUGGCCAAGAGCUCCUUCCAGCACCCAAAGACGCAGAAGUUCCAGCUGGACAUCAUCAUCAACAAUGCCGGCGUGGCACACAACAACAAGAUAGACGAGGUGAAUGCGGAGGAUUUUGCGUGGCAGUACAACAUCAACGUCCGUGGACCGCUUUUCUUGAUGAAAGCCGCGUUGCCAUACCUUCCCCACGACCGGUCAGGCCGAAUUGUGAACCUCUCCAGCGUUAGUGCAAGCUGUGGCUUCAUUGCGCAGUCUGUAUAUGGUGGAACGAAGGCAGCGUUGGAGGCAAUGACGCGAACGUGGGCACGAGAGCUUGCAGAGCGAGCAAUUGUCAAUGCCGUCAAUCCUGGGCCCGUCGGGACGGACAUGUACUGGAACAACAAGCCAGAAUUCUUCGAUCAGAUAAGGCCAUUCCUGCAGAACACACCACUGGCAGCACCGAGAGACGGAAUAGAUUCGAAGGAGCUUGUUGAGGCUUCGAAGAAAGCUGGUGGCAGACCAGCGUAUGAGGAGGAGAUUGCGGGUGUAGUUGCGAUGUUAUGCUCGCCAGAUGCAGCAUGGAGCACCGGCAACGUGGUGUGCGCGAACGGAGGGUUCAGGUUCAGUGUUUAGCGAUAUGUGACCUGAGAGACUCAAAUGUAACCUUAAUAGCUAAUGCAAGAUACCACUAAAGAUCAAGUAUUUGGGAAUACUCCGUCCAUUCAUUUUAGGCCGUAGUAACUUGAUAAUCUCUUUACCGAUCCGGU
This is a messenger RNA of Mytilinidion resinicola, 1260 nucleotides long. RefSeq names its product NAD(P)-binding protein. Bases 221 to 1126 code for a protein of 301 amino acids. The record is from RefSeq and is a predicted model, not a curated record. Lineage: Eukaryota; Fungi; Ascomycota; Dothideomycetes; Mytilinidiales; Mytilinidiaceae. Gene Ontology annotation, molecular function: oxidoreductase activity, acting on the CH-OH group of donors, NAD or NADP as acceptor. The transcript has 2 exons.